This is a messenger RNA of Polypterus senegalus (gray bichir), 2284 nucleotides long. It is a transcript of the gene camk2n1a, whose product is annotated as calcium/calmodulin-dependent protein kinase II inhibitor 1a. NCBI's taxonomy places the organism in Eukaryota, Metazoa, Chordata, Cladistia, Polypteriformes, Polypteridae. The coding region runs from base 211 to 450 and encodes 79 amino acids. The record is from RefSeq and is a predicted model, not a curated record. Gene Ontology annotation, molecular function: calcium-dependent protein kinase inhibitor activity; protein kinase binding. The transcript is spliced from 2 exons. Gene Ontology annotation, biological process: negative regulation of protein kinase activity.
GAGAGAGAGAAGAAAAAGCCUGCGUGUGCACUUGAAGACAGUGCAGAAGACUGUGAGGGCGCACAGCAACCGACACGAGAGGAGUGCAGCUUACACACGGGGGAUACCUGCGAGUGCCACUGUUACCUCUGAUUGCUUCGGACUCAAUCUGUCAAACAUUUCCGAUUCAUCUCUCUCUCUCUUCGCUUUGCGCUUAGCCACAUUGUCAUCAUGUCCGAGAUACUGCCAUACAGCGAGGGGAAAAUGGCGAGCUAUGGAGCGGACAGUGAUGUCGGUCAGAUUUCCUUCAGCUGCCGGCUGCAGGACACCAACACCUUCUUUGGGGGACCCCAAGGGAAACGACCCCCUAAGCUUGGGCAGAUCGGCAGAGCCAAGAGAGUUGUGAUCGAGGACGACAGGAUAGAUGAAGUGCUGAAGGGGAUGACAGACAAAACCUCCCCGGGAGUCUAAGCUGAAUCUCACCUCUGCGGACUUUUUUUCAAGUGAUUUUAAGCGCUUUGGGCAGCUGUGCAUGUGAUUGUGGAUUGUAAAGAGACAGAGGGAUAAAAAAACUCUUUGAGAAAAGAAAAACAAUGAAAGAAAAGAAACGAGAAUCAUAAAAAGGAAAGGGAAGAGAAUGAUAAAUAGGGAGAGUGAGAGAGGAAAAAAGAGAGCGAGAGAGAUUGAAAAGGGGAAAUGAAAUUAUUGGGGUUGCUGGCAAAUCUCCAAACCAAAACCGAUUUUAACCCGCCGUUAUGCAGUCUACUUGCUGCGCAGCUUUUCUUUUACUAUCUCGAGUUGUGAAUAGCGAAGAAUGGACAUCUCAUUUCAGGGCCAUCUUCCACCAACAUGCGCUGUAAAACUAAAGAACCCUGCAAGCGGGAAACAUUUCGAGCUCCAUUUCUGUAGCUGUACAGUCAAUACGCUUCAAGGUUUAUCAUUGUGUAGUGUUAACGCAUUUCGUUUACCAACUCGCACAUUCUGUAAGACACGCACACAGUAUGGCCUGCGCUGCGCGGCUUUCCCCGGGGAACUGUCCAUUUCAGCACCACUUCAGUGGAGAGCGCCACUUCGCAGCACCGCCACAUAGGCCAGAGGAGUCUGCAUUUUGCAGAGCACCAUUCACGGUGAACACUAUCACAAAGCACUUCCAGAAGGGCUGGAUAAUUGUAAUCUGGUUCGGAGUUUCUCUUUUUUUUCAAGACAUGUAUGUAUCUUAAAAAAGCCAAAUCAAUGCAUUAUUUUGGCGCUCUUGAGCGCUCUAUUCAUUCAAGCAGUGUACACGUAAAGAGUCUUAGCUGCUUCUUACAUCUUCCAUUUACUGCGAUAUAAGGACCACUUUCAUUAUUAGUGAUGUUAUGGUGAUAAUGUAUUUAAAUAAACUCACCUUUGGAUAAUUAGGAACUCCCUGAAGCCAUUCCCAACAUGGUCCUUAAGAAGGUCUGAUUGAGCUAAUGGCGGUGGGGAUGGCAAAACAUAAAGAGUAAUGAGGAGAGUGUGAAUGUAAAUGUGUGUGUGUGCGCGUGUGUAAUAUAUAUUAUAUAUAUACAUAUAUAAUGUAAUUUUAAAGGACUGGAAGAAAAAAUUUUAUUUAAACAAAGUUGAUAAUAAAUUUCAUCACUUUGCAUGACCUUUGAAAUCCUGGUGCCAAUGUUAGGUACUGUUAGUCAUGAACACCCUGGCACGCUUCUUUUUAACAAAAUUCAUAUUUGUAUUUUUAUAUCUGAAUCUUUGUUAUUUAAAAAUAUGCUAGUCUAACGUCUUAUGAUUCAUCAACAGAACGUUUGUAUUUUUGGUGAGGAUCUCCACAGUGAAUUCAAUGGAGAUACUGAUGGAUUUCUUAUUGUUUGUCUCAUGCUAUAUCAGUAUUGGAAAUUAGAAAAAAAGACUUAUUGAAUGUGUUUCGGUUUUUGCACACAUCAAUGUGAAAAUAUUUAUUGAGAAUUCUUAUACUGUGACUUUGAGCAUUGUUGAUGGAUUUGUUAGAAAAGACAACUUUAGAAAAUAUUGCACUGUUUACGAGAACUCUCAAAUAACUAAUGGUUAUUUGGCAGUAUUCUUUUUUUUAAACAUUGGAAGUUGUGUUUUUUAAUUUCUUUUGUACCAUUCUUUUGACUAAUAUUAAAAAUAAUAUGGUUUGUUGUGCAUGGAACCUUCAUAUUUUCAAUAAUUAAAAACAAAAACAUCAUUUUAUGAAUACAAGCAAAAAAUGUCAUGACAUUCUAAGAAUGAUUCAUUGUAAAUUACAGAGCCAUUUUCACUGUAUUUGGUGAAUUAAUAAAUGGUGAACGAUACAAGAAUACUU